Messenger RNA from Coniophora puteana RWD-64-598 SS2, 1996 nucleotides. RefSeq names its product DUF1479-domain-containing protein. The transcript is spliced from 9 exons. Bases 329 to 1849 code for a protein of 506 amino acids. Lineage: Eukaryota; Fungi; Basidiomycota; Agaricomycetes; Boletales; Coniophoraceae. The record is from RefSeq and is a predicted model, not a curated record.
GCAGAAACAAGGAGGUCGCUCCCAAGGACUUGCAGAGGUAAAAUAACUCGCGUGCGACCUCGUCCAGCCGGAAAAUGUGGGUCAAAUGACCCACUCUCUCUCUCUUCAUCCCGCCUUUAACACCGCAAUUCAAUUCCAGCGUAAGGCCGGCCAUCUAAAGUCGGGCACUCUCGGGACAAAAUCUCUUUCUUUCUUGCCCUCAUUCACCAUCUCAGAGUAGGUCGGGAGAGCCGGGAGGCAUCGCGAGCAGCUAUACUCAGCUUUCUAGAAUUUUCAAUUCGUACCACGGAUACUACUGUAGUACUCGGACCCUCAAAUCAGGUCAUCAAUGGCAUUUCGCACGAACCUCUUAGUAUCGCACCAGGUGCUCAGGCGCCCGACGGCCGCCUCAUCGCUUUUGGCUACCGCUUUCCGUCGUGAACUCGCGAGUGCGGCCACUCAGAGGCGGGCAAGGCACCAGGAAGGAGAUAUCUCCGAUGUAUUCACGACGCUCGGUCCUCAGGGGGCCGCGCAGGUGCUUCCCCAGCGGUUCGCGGAGCUGAAGAGGGCGAUCUUGGAUGGUUUCGGAACGAGCACGGCCGCGCUGGAGGAGUCGUGGAGGCAGGUUUGCGGCGAGCUCGAGGUGCGCGCCGAGGAGAUAAAGAAGCUCGGAGGGGAGGCCAUCCCAAGAAUCGACUACACGGACGUAGAGAAGGGCUUGUCACAGGACCAGGUAAAGCAGGUCAAGGAAGCAGGUGUUGUUGUCGUAUCUGGUGCUGUUCCCUGCAAGGAAGCCCUAGAGUGGAAGCGGUCGAUCAGGGACUACGUCGCCGCGAACCCAUCCGUACGGGGAUACCCGCAGGAUAACAUUCAGGUGUACGAACUGUACAACACGCGGGCGCAAAUGCUCGCUCGCACGCACCCGGCUAUUCUGAAUACUCAGCGUGCACUUCUCGAAAUGUGGCACUCGUCUUCGCCCGAGGAUGCACCUUGCGACUUCUCGACGCCCGUGUCGUACUUUGACCGCGUGCGGAUACGUAACCCCGGCGACAAGUCAUUCACACUCGGCCCCCAUGUCGAUGGGGGCUCGAUAGAACGCUGGGAGGAUACACUGUACCGCCGCGUGUACGGCAACAUCCUGCGGGGCGGCGACUCGUGGAAGCGGUACGAUCCGUAUGAUGUGCGCUACAGACUGAAUGCCAAGCAUGAUCUAUACCAGACGCCAAACCAAUGCACCGCCCUCCGCUGCUGGCAAGGUUGGACGUCCCUCUCAACCACAACCGCGGGAGAAGGCACCCUGCGCGUGCUGCCCAUGCUCUCGCUGUCUACUGCUUACAUCAUCCUCCGCCCUUUCUUUCGUCCACGCGUGAGCCUCAUGAGCCUGCGCGGCGCGUCGAGCCUCUCGCACGAGGCAUGGGAAGUCGACCUUGAGACGCCGAGCUUCCCCGGCAGCCCGAUACGCAAGGGCCAAGAGCUCAACGAGGUGACGCACCCGCAUCUCGGGCUCGAGAACACCAUGAUAUCGGUACCAAGGAUUGACCCAGGCGACCAGGUCUACUGGCACUGUGAUACGGUGCAUGCUGUUGAGAGCGUACACGGUGGGUCCGGCGACUCGUCAGUGAUGUACAUUCCUGCUGCACCUUUGUGUAUCAAAAACGCUCAUUAUCUCCGAGAUCAACGGGAGACCUUCACGCACGGAUACCCCGCACCCGACUUCCCUGGAGGCGAAGGCGAGUCCAAAUUCGUUAACCGCUACCUCCCUAGACAUAUCACAACAAGCGAGGCGCGCCAAGCGCUCGGGUUCGAGCCGUUUACCUCGACCGUCAAUACUGCAUUGACGGACGAGGCGAACAAGGUUCUCUUCGGAUAAGCUUAUUAUGAGAAAGCUAGUAUAAGGUUUCAUUUAUCACCGUGUAUGUAUGUAUGUUCUUAAGAGGCUUCUGAAGGCGGCUCGAGCCACCAGCUUCUUGUUACCAUUAUUAUGUUUUACCACCGGAAUUUAUAGCGAAGUUAGGAU